AAGUAGUUCAUGAGAUAUCCCCCCUUUCCAGAUUGAGGAGUUUAACACAAAGGCAGAGGAACUUGAAAACGAAGUACGUUUGAAACAACUAAAUGUGGGGUCAAAAAUGUCUGGAAUGACAGAAUUGCUUUGUGAACACAAGGGUCGAGGAGAUGCUCAUUUUGCUCACGGACUUUGCAAGCUCUGCUAUAAAGAUUUUGUCGAGCUUUCUGGAGGACUUGAGGGGGGAUCAGAACCACCAGCUUUUCAGCGUGCUGAAAGGGAAAGAAUGGAAAAAACUUCUGCUGAGGGGGUCAGAGAAUCAAGUCCUGGUGCUACACCUUGCCAUAGGGAUAACGGGCAGAAACAGUUUGAGAAAGGAGAGGAAUCUGUAAGAGAAAACCAUCCAGACGUGAUUGAAAAUGAGAGGAUGCAUUCCGGGGCUGCUGCUGAGCAUCACUUUGUUUAUCAGGAUGGUUCCUCUCAGUCAAAGGGAAAUGAGGAUAUGGAUAAUGUAGCUGGUGAUGAAUCUGAAAGCCUUUCUGAUAUUGAUGAUGUUGAGGUUGAUGGCUACCUUCACAAUGAAGAGGAGAAACAUUAUAAAAAGAUCAUCUGGGAAGAAAUGAACAGGGAGUAUCUUGAGGAACAAGCAGCCAAGGAAGCAGCAGUUGCUGCUGCUAAGGAAUUCCAGGAGUCUGAUUUACAGAACUGUUCAGAAGAGUUGCUCAAUGCACGACAACUUGCUGCUGCGGCAGCUGCAGCUGUGGAAAAAUCAAAAAAGGAAAGGAAACAGAAACGAGCAGCAAAUGCCAAGAAUGGAACUCCAGCUCAAACUGCUGCUGAAGCCACCCGUGAAAUGCUAACUAAGAAGAGGUUAAGUUCAAAAAUCAAUUAUGAAGUGCUGGAGAAGCUGUUUGAUGAUUCUACUGCUCCUGAGAAAUCCAAGAAAAAGCGUGUUGAAUCAGAUGAUGAAAACGUUGAUGAUGGGCAGCAAAUCAGCGAAGAAUCAGGUGAGAAAGAAGUUGUAUCAGAUGUGGUGGACAACAAUGAUGAUUUCAGGGAGGAUGACUAUGAAGAAGGGGAUGGUGAUGGCUUGUAUUACGGAAAUGAAGAGGAUGGAUAUGGUUAUGAUGAUGAAUAUUAAUGUGAAAACUCCUUGUAUGUCUAUCUUGAUUCAUUUGGAGGUGGAGCCGGAGGUGUUUGGAGAAAAUGUCUUCUAGUAAAACUGUUCAUUUCAGUUGGCACCCUGGUUUCAACUCUGCCUCGGUUGGGGUCGGGAGUUACUGUUCCUAGUUGUUCAUCAUAACUUUUCAUGUUCCAUCGUUCGAUGGCCAGGCAUUCGAAACCAAGCAUGAAACAUCGUUGUAUUUUUUUUCAAAUUUCUAGUAAUAUAAAAACUCAUGCUGGUUCACUAAUUUAUUGUAAAUUCAUUUAGAGGAAUUAUUUUAUUCCAUUGUAUUAGAAUUUUUUUCAUAAUCUAUUGCAAUUCCCUUUAUCAAA
This is a messenger RNA of Macadamia integrifolia, 1479 nucleotides long. RefSeq names its product transcription factor IIIB 60 kDa subunit-like. Lineage: Eukaryota; Viridiplantae; Streptophyta; Magnoliopsida; Proteales; Proteaceae. The record is from RefSeq and is a predicted model, not a curated record. The transcript has 9 exons. The coding region runs from base 107 to 1123 and encodes 338 amino acids.